Messenger RNA from Brachypodium distachyon (stiff brome), 2249 nucleotides. RefSeq names its product protein EDS1L. The record is from RefSeq and is a predicted model, not a curated record. The transcript is spliced from 3 exons. Gene Ontology annotation, biological process: defense response; lipid metabolic process. The coding region runs from base 88 to 1956 and encodes 622 amino acids. Lineage: Eukaryota; Viridiplantae; Streptophyta; Magnoliopsida; Poales; Poaceae.
GCGACUCCGCUUCAGACUUCUAGCAGAGGAAGGAAGGGUGGCCCCCAGCUUUUGCAGGUGCUAGUUCCACUGUGACUCACCCGCGCGAUGCCGAUGGACACUCCGCCCCCGCGCACGGCGGCGCUGUCCGACGACGACCGCCUGCUCGUCGCCCACUGCGCCGCGCUCACCUUCCCUCCCGUGCCCCGCUCCCCGCCUUCCUCCUCCUCCGCCGCCUCCUUCCAGGUGCACCACGCGUCCCACCCUUACCCCUGCGCCGCCUUCGCCUUCCCGCCGACCUGGUCCACCGCCGGCUGGAUGCCCUCCUCCUCCUCUGACGCCAGCGUCCGCGCGCCGUUCGGGGACGCGGAGGUGGACCCCGCGCUCUUCCCGUCGCUCCGCAGCGUCGGGACUGGCGUCCCCGCGCGCGCCAGCGCCGCGUUCCUUGCCGCCUUCCGAGGCCUGCUCGACGGUUCGCCGCUCCAGUCCGAGGUAUCUAGAGCUGUGGCAGAGGAGAAACGUAUCGUAUUCACAGGCCAUUCAUCCGGUGGUUCAAUAGCCACCCUUGCUGCUAUAUGGUUUCUUGAGAACUGCACCAGACGGGGAAGUGUCAAUCAAGCACAGCCGUUUUGUGUGACCUUUGGUGCACCUCUUGUUGGAGAUAAUAUUUUCAACCAUGCCGUUAGAAGGGAGGGCUGGUCGCAAUGUAUUUUGCACUUUGUCAUGCCUCUAGACAUUGUCCCACGCAUACCACUGACCCCCCUUGCAUCCUCUAGAGAACAAAUUCAAUCUGUUCUGGAUUGGUUAUCUCCUCACAGUCCAAACUACUCACCUGUUGGGAACUCGCUUGUCAUUCCUGAGUUCUAUGAAACUUUAUUGAGAAGCACGCUAUCUAUUGCCAGCUAUGAGGCAUGUUCUUUAAUGGGAUGCACUAGCUCGAUCCUAGGAACGCUGACUUCUUUCAUUGAGCUCUCCCCUUACAGACCCUGUGGAACUUAUCUUCUGUUGACAAGUACUGAACAGCUGAUUGUGCUCACAAACUCAGAUGCUGUCUUGCAGUUGCUAUUUUACUGCCUUCAAUUGGAUCCCCAACAGCAAUUGCUUGAUGCUGCCGCCAGAAGUUUAAGUGCCCACUGGCAAUAUGAAUCAAUUAAGCAAUGUGUGAUGCAAGAGAUAGUUUGUGUGGAUUACCUGGGAGCAAUUUCAUCAUCCCUUCCUGGUAGGCAGAUGAAUGGAACGACAAUUGGCGGACUUGAACUGAGCAAGGAAGCUAUGCUGGGCCUCGCUGCAGCUGGACAAUGGGAGAAGCAAAGAGAGAGAAACCAAGCGAAGAUAGAUGCAAACUGCAGUAAAAUCCAGGAAGCCAUCAGAUCCCUGAAUGAAUACAAAAGAACAUGUGAACUCCAUGGAGUGAGCUACUAUGAUUCGUUCAAGCUUCAGCGGGAAGUUCAUGACUUCAAUUCAAAUGUACGGAGGUUGGAACUAGCUGGCCUUUGGGAUGAGAUAAUUGAGAUGCUGCGAAGGCGUGAGCUCCCAGAUGUGUUCGAAGGGCGAGAAGAGUGGGUGAAUUUAGGUACCAUGUACCGCCGGCUGGUUGAACCCUUGGACAUUGCAAACUAUUACAGGCAUUCGAAGAAUGAGGACACCGGCUCCUACCUCUCCAAGGGGAGGCCGAGGCGAUACAAGUACACCCAGAAGUGGCACGAGCAGUCAAAGCGCAUCCCCUUCGGUUCUAGCCUUGAGUCGUGCUUCUGGGCAAUGUCUGAGGAGCUCCAGGCUGAGAUGAUCAAUGGCAAAUCAUUUGAGGAUCUGAAAGACAGGGUAUGCAAACUCGAGAGCGACACACUUGGAUGGUUUACCUCUGGAAAUCUGGGCAAAGACGUGUUCCUGAGCAGCUCAUCAUUUGUGAUAUGGUGGAAGACACUCCCAGAGCAACAGAGGUCUGCAUCAUGCAUCGCGAGGCUUAUGCCUCCGUAAGAUAAUUUCUCCACGAUUGCAUGCCGAGAGGUCAAGUUUGCCUGAUGUCAACGGGUGGCAUGGCUGUUUCUGAUCUAACCGUGUUUGCUACUGUGUAUUGUACAUGCCACUUCGUCUGUAAAUUCAUCCAUGAUGCAGAUGCCAGGAAUAAAUAAUCCAUCCGUUACCUAAAAAAAAUGAUCUAAGAUGGUAAGCAAUCGUCAAAAUAAUGGAGUAAAUUGCACCUUGAACUUGUGCCACUUUGAAACCAAAUUUUUAGAAUAGAGGCUUUUCAGCCCAGCUUUAUUUGAACG